Messenger RNA from Alnus glutinosa, 4713 nucleotides. RefSeq names its product pentatricopeptide repeat-containing protein At1g12620-like. The record is from RefSeq and is a predicted model, not a curated record. The transcript has 2 exons. Lineage: Eukaryota; Viridiplantae; Streptophyta; Magnoliopsida; Fagales; Betulaceae. Gene Ontology annotation, molecular function: protein binding. The coding region runs from base 98 to 2731 and encodes 877 amino acids.
UAUACACAUUGCUACAAUGCGCAGCCGAGUCCACUGAAACCAUUGCCCUGAAAAAACAUAAAAAAAAACCUCGGCGACCACACUCCGGCAAGUUGGGAUGCCUGCUAAAUUGCGCCGCGUGGUGCGCUACACUCUACAGGUACAUUGUCCCUCUCAAACCCUAAACCCUAAACCCUCACUCUCUGCCCCCUUUGCUUCUUCUUCUAAUCCCUAUAAUUCCCAGAAAUUUGAUUUUCUCGAACAAUUUUUGCCUCUUAGCACUUCGAUUUCCAGUAGUUUUAGCAGAAUUAAUUCAAAUGAGCGGCGAAGAAUCGUCGUCGGGUUGUCGAAGAUGAUCAAAGAGCGAAAAGGCUAUGUAUUGAAGGGCUUUUCUCGGAAUUUUUGCCCAUUUUUCUUAGGACAGAUAAUGAAACUGUUUGGAACCCGAGAAACCGCGUUUGCGUUCUUUAAACUCGCGUUUCGGGACGUUUCCGAGGGGACCGUCCGGUCGUGUUGUAUCGCCGCGCAUCUUUUAGCGGCGGAGGAGCUUCGGUACCUCGCACAAGACGUGGUUUCGAGGGUAAUUGGGAGGAUUGGGGCGGGUAGGAGUGAGGGCUUGGUAGAAUUUAUGUGGAGGGGUCACCAUGAAUACGAGUCUGAUUACUCGGUUCUCGAUACGUUGAUGCGUGGUUUUGUGAAUGUGGAAAUGGGGAAGGAGGCAUUGGGGGUUUUGGGUAGGAUGAGUGAGGUUGGAUUGAGGCCAAGUUUGUCGGCGUUUACGGUUCUUUUCAAGUUGUUGCUUAGAGUUGGUGAUUAUGGUAGUGUGUGGAAGUUGUUUAGGGAUAUGGUUCGUAAAGGGCCUCGCCCUUCUAAUUGUACAUUUAACAUUAUGAUUCUUGGGUUUUGUAGAAAAGGCUUGGUUAGAAUUGGAGAGAGUUUGUUACAUGUUAUGUGGAAAUUUCAGUGUGAACCGGAUGUCUUUACAUAUAACAUUGUGAUCAAGGCAUACUGCGUUAGGGGAUGGACAUCUGAUGCACUUAGUUGGGUGCACUUGAUGAGUGAAAGGGGUUGUAAACCGAGUGCUGUAACAUUUAAUACAGUGUUAAAUGCCUUGUGUAAGGAGGGAAAUGUGGUGGAAGCCAGGAAGCUCUUCGAUGGAAUUCAAGAUGUGGGCGUUUCUCCUAAUACCAUAAUUUAUAACACUUUGAUGGAUGGGUAUGUUAAGGCAAGGGACAUUGUUCAGGCAAACAUCCUUUAUGAAGAAAUGAGGAAAAAGAGUAUACCUGUUGAUGGGGUAACCUUUAAUAUUUUGGUCGCUGGGCAUUACAAGUAUGGAAGGGAAGAGGAUGGUGACAGGUUAUUGAGGGAUAUAUCUCUAUCGGGAUUGCUCCCAGAUCAUUCACUGUAUGAUAUUUCGGUUGCAGGGCUGUGCUGGGCAGGUCGGUUGGAUGAAGGCAUGGAGCUUUUAGAGGAUAUGCUUGAAAAAGGAAUAACUCCAAGUGUGGUUGCUUUUAACUCGAUUAUUGCAGCUUACAGCAGGGCAGGGUUAGAAGAAAAGGCCUAUGAGACCUAUAAAAUUAUGGUUAGAUUUAAUUUAAGUCCGUCAUCUUCAACAUGUAAUUCUUUGCUUAUGGGUUUGUCCCAGAAGGGGGGCCUGCAAGAAGCCAGAGAGCUUUUGUGUAAGAUGAUAGAAAAGGGUUUUCCCAUCAAUAAAGUGGCAUACACGGUCCUUAUGGAUGGAUAUUUCAAGAUAGGGGAUCUGGAAGGGGCUCAAAGUCUGUGGAAUGAGAUGGCACAAAAAGGGAUUUCUCCAGAUGCUGUUGCCUUUUCAGCCUUUAUAGAUGGACUUUCUAAGGCAGGUCUGGUGGAGGAGGCGUAUGAUAUGUUUAUAGAAAUGUCAAGGAGAGGGUGUGUGCCAAAUAAUUUUGCAUAUAAUUCUUUGAUUUAUGGCUUUUGUAACCAAGGGAGGGUGAAUGAAGCAUUGAAAUUGGAGAGAGAGAUGAGGCAGAAGGGACUUCUUCCAGAUAUAUUUUCCGCCAAUAUGAUCAUUAAUGGGUUAUGUAGACAGGGUAGAAUGAAGUCAGCGAUUGAUGCCUUUAUAGAUAUGCAGCGGACUGGGUUGAACCCGGAUAUUGUCACAUAUAACACUUUGAUUGGUGGUUUCUGUAAAGCAUUUGACUUGGUUAGUGCAGAUGAGUUUGUGAAUAAAAUGUAUGCCAGUGGUUGGGACCCAGAUAUUACAACAUACAAUAUCUGCAUUCAUGGUUUCUGCUGCAGUCGAAAAAUGAAUCAAGCUGUGAUGAUGUUAAAUGAGCUUGUUUCAGCGGGUAUUGUUCCAAAUACAGUAACAUACAACACUAUGAUUAAUGCUGUUUGUAGUGAUAUGCUGGAUCGUGCUAUGAUUUUAACUGCAAAACUGCUGAAGAUAGCUUUUAUUCCGAAUGUGGUUACAACCAAUGUGUUGUUGUCACACUUUUGCAAGCAGGGGAUGCCUGAGAAGACCUUAAUGUGGUGUCAGAAGUUGAGUGAGAUCUCCUCUGAUUUUGAUGAAAUUACCUAUAGAAUAAUGGACAGAGCCUACCAUAAUAUACAACAAGAAGAUGCUGAACUUUUUAGAGGAACUUCUACAAAGUGCCUGUUUCUGGAUUUCCUCAUGUACAUUACAUAUGAUUAUUUGCAUAGAAAUAAACCUCACAAAGAAACAAUCCAGAAUCCUCUUAAACUAUUUGAAAGUGGUUUUGGUGGGUCCUGAAAGUUGGCUUAAAGAUAGCAGUUCAAUUAUUGUGAUCAGAAUCUUAUGCAAUCAUGAGUGUGGUACAUGCAUUGUCAAGGUACUUGGGAUUUUAAUGAAUUGAGUGGUGAUGAGAAGUUAGAAGCAGCGUCAAUUAGGGAAAAACAUUGGGUUUAGAUGGUUUCAGUGGAGAGUAACUCCGGUAGAACUGGUUGCACUACAGGGAGAAAGGAAUUGUUACGAAAGAUGGGGUAAAGACAUUGAAAAAGACAGUGGCUGGUGAUUUACAGAUAAAUUGGCCCUACAUAGAGUAGAGCAAUUGAAAAUAAUUUAUCUGACCAACAAAAAUAUUUAAGGAUAACCUCUUGUUCAGUUGAGUUGUGUUGGUCUAUUGAAGUACUAGCUGGUGCUUACCUUUUCCUGUUUUGGUAUUGGCCUUUUGGUUGUUACCCUCUGCAGUGUGCUUUUUGGCCGGUUUCCCAGUAUGAAUUUCUUAUGGUUGAAUGCAAAACAGAGUUCACUAGUAUAGUUUGAAUGGGAAGUAAGAAAGUUCAAUCAGUAUGGAACCACAAAUGAAUUACGAAGUCUUAGCUAGGUCCUCGGAGCUGAUAGAGAACAAUGGGUUCGAGUUUAUUUUUUGGCAAGUGGCCGACUUUACAGCAAUGAACAUUGCUGCUGAAUUAUUCCUCGAGUUGUUUUGGGGCUUGGAGGGGGUUGUUAUGAGAAGUUUGUUGUCAAAAUGGUGCCGAGGUGUUGCAUGGUAAGUAGCAUACAUUACCUUUUGUAGGGGAUGCAGUUCAACAUGACCUUUUGUCCAGCCAAAAGAAGCUGACAUAUUACCAACAUUUUGACUUGGCAGAGUAUGAUACACUUUAUAGUUUGUGGCAUUGAUUUUUUCUUUUCUUCUUCUUUUGAAUAUUGUGUUUCAUAGUUCAAAUUGCUUGGAAAAUAAGUGUUUGACACCCUUCAUCGUCAAAUGAUUUUGUAUAGGAAUUUGAAUAGGAAUCUGAGUAUUGAACAGAUUUGGCUUAGGUGCUGAAAAAAAAAACUACAACACAUUUCCUGUAGUUUUUUUAAACGGUUCAAAUCUAAUUCUACUAUAUCUUUCUCAUGGAAACCUAGAAGUAAAUAUGGACCGUUGAAAGAACUACAAGAGAUGCGCUGUAGCUUUUUUUAUAGCACCUAAGCCAAAUUCGUAAUGAAUACCUUUCCCUGAAGUGCACUAGCUAUAAGCUUACAAGGUUCAGAUCAUGAUUGAACUCGAAUUUUGAAUUGGGAACCACCCAUUUUCUUUCGUUCAAUGGCUUGAGAACUUCCUACUUUCUUCUAACCCCAGGAAUGAAAGCGACCAUGAUUCCAAUUGUCAUUUCCAUUUCCAGUGGUGUGGAACUUUGCCACUCUCUGACAGGACUUAUUUGAUAAGUAGAUGGUCGCUUAUUUCAGCCGAGGGUCUCUUAUCUCAGCUGCAACCAGUUGUCUGCCUAUGUUGAAACCAAAUAAUAUUACACAUGCUGAAGAAGUCCCUAGCUCUUAACAGUAUCAAGAACUCUGAUGCCCAAUGCCCUCAACAUUUAUUUGAAAUGAUAAUUGGGAGGACUUACGGGAGCUUCUGAACGUUAAGAAUUGCACUCUGGACCAUCUCCUUCCGUGUGGUAGUAGAGAGUUAUGGUCAAGGGAUUUAUCUUUAUUUGGAGUAGAUUGGGCGAUGCCUCAAGAUUGCGAUUGACGUGUUUGAUGAAAGAGAAGCUUCCUACUUUCAACGGACGCAGAGCUGAAUGGAGGCUCCAGCAAUACCAUUUUCUUAUGUUCAUUAUUUGACUGGCUAUGCGCUUUGGACAGCACAGAGUGCCAUUCUUUCUUACAUUUCAAUUCUCUUUCGAAUUUUAUUGUAAUUUGUUAAGAGGAUGUAUUUCUUCAAUCAUCUUGUGUACUAAUUCUUUUUUCUUUUUUUUCUUUUUCUUUUUUUCUAAUAAAAGAACAAAUGUAGGGCAAAGGCAAUGUUC